AGACAACCCUGUUGGAUUUAUGCCAAGGUUUUUUAGGCUUGUAAAGACUUUAGUGGAAGUGGUAAAAGCCGACAGUUUAAAAAAAUAAUAAUCCAGAAUGCCCUUUACACCGUCCGGCUUCUUCUGUGACCGGCUGAUCCGGGAGAGAGAGAGAAGAGAUGGAGAAGGAUCCCUCAGCAAGCCCCUGCGCUUCAGCGGGCAGGACUUUACCGCACUGAAACAAGAGUGCCUCACCAAGAAGUGCCUGUUUGAGGAUGACACCUUCCCAGCCUCCGUGGAGUCUCUGGGGUACAAGGAGCUGGGACACAAGUCCAACAAGGUCAAGAACAUCGUCUGGAAGAGACCCAAGGAGAUCUGUGAGAACCCUCAGUUCAUUGUGGGCGGAGCCAGCAGGACAGACAUUUGCCAGGGAGAUCUUGGUGACUGCUGGCUGCUGGCUGCUAUAGCCUGUCUGACUCUGAAUGAGAAGCUUCUCUACCGGGUCGUUCCUCAGGAACAGAGCUUCUCUGAGGGAUAUGGAGGAAUCUUCCACUUCCAGUUCUGGCGCUAUGGCGACUGGGUUGACGUUGUUAUUGACGACCGCAUCCCCACCUUCAACAGCCAGCUGGUGUUCACCAAGUCUGCCGAGAGAAAUGAAUUCUGGAGUGCCCUGCUGGAGAAGGCCUACGCCAAGCUUCACGGUUCCUACGAGGCCCUGAAGGGCGGUAACACCACGGAGGCCAUGGAAGACUUUACCGGGGGCGUGACAGAGUUCUAUGAGAUGAAGGAGGCGCCCAAGGAGCUGUACAAGAUCAUGAAGAAGGCCCUGGAGAGAGGCUCUAUGAUGGGCUGCUCUAUCGACUCCCUGGUUCCUGCUCGUUUCGAGACGCGCACUGUGACUGGCCUUGUGAAGGGCCACGCCUACUCUGUGACUGCCGUCGAGGAGUGUAAGCAGUCCCAGCACAAGGAGCCUAAGGUGCGUCUGGUGCGCCUCAGGAACCCCUGGGGACAGGUGGAGUGGAAUGGGCCCUGGAGUGACAACUCUAAGGAGUGGGUGUCUCUGUCCAAGGGAGAGAAGGACAAGCUCCAGCAUCAAAGUGCGGAGGACGGAGAGUUCUGGAUGGCCUUUGAGGACUUCAAGAAGAACUACACUAAGAUUGAGAUCUGCAACCUGACCCCUGAUGCCUUGGAGGACGAUAAGAUCCACAAGUGGACGGUGUCUGUGAACGAGGGUCGCUGGGUCAGAGGCUGCUCCGCCGGGGGCUGUAGAAACUACCCAGAUACUUUCUGGACCAACCCUCAGUACCGCCUGCGUCUCUUGGAGGAGGAUGAUGACCCAGAAGACAACGAGGUGGCGUGUUCCUUCGUGAUCGCUCUGAUGCAGAAGAACAGACGGAAAGAGAGGAAGAUGGGAGCCAAUCUCUUCACCAUCGGAUUUGCCAUCUACGAGGUGCCGAAGGAGAUGCACGGAAACAAGCAGCACAUGCAGAAGGACUUCUUCCUGUUCAACUCAUCCAAGGCUCGCUGCAAGUCCUACAUCAACCUGAGGGAGGUGACCCAGCGCUUCCGUCUGAGCCCCGGGGAGUACGUGAUCAUCCCGUCUACCUACGAGCCUCACCAGGAGGGAGAGUUCAUCCUCAGAGUCUUCUCCGAAAAGAGGAACACCUCAGAGGAGAUAGAGAACAGGAUCGAGGCUGACCAUCCAGUGCCGGCCCCAGCCAAUGCGGGGGAGGAGAGUGAGGAGGACCAGCAGUUCCGGAGCCUCUUUCAGCAGAUAGCCGGGGAUGUGAGUACGGGGAGUACAGGGAGGCCAGUGAGGCCAGUGAGCGCUUGGGGGAGUGAAAUGGAAAUAACCGCCAACGAGCUGAAGAAUGUCCUCAACAGCAUCGUCUCCAAACAUAAGGACCUGAACACAGAGGGUUUUAGCCUGGAGUGCUGCAGGAGCAUGAUCUCUCUCAUGGACGUAUCCUCUAUGGACGGGACGGGCAGACUCAACCUGCAGGAGUUCAGACAUCUCUGGAACAAGAUCAAGCAGUGGCAGGGAAUUUUCCAACACUACAACUCGGACCAGGCUAGUAGCAUCAACAGCUACGAAAUGAGAAAUGCUGUCAACGAUGCAGGCUUCCGUCUCAACAAUCAGCUCUAUGACAUCAUCACCAUGCGUUACGCCAACGAGGGCAUGAACAUCGACUUUGACAGCUUCAUCAGCUGUCUGGUCCGGCUCGAAGCCAUGUUCAGGGCGUUCCAGGCCUUCGACCAGAAUGGAGACGGUACGAUCAGACUCAGUGUCUUGGAGUGGCUCCAGCUGACCAUGUAUGCCUAGAUUUCCAGAAAGGUGUUCUCAGCCAAUCGGCCUCUCUGGUGACACCCACCCAACGUGAAGAACAGAGGCGAACUACCAGCAUUUACCUCAGUCGUGACAGUGCCAGACCGUAGCGCUAACCCUGCCAGUACCACAUCCACCACCUUCGUCCUGUUCACCUCACGUCAUCCCCCAGUCCUCACAAUAGACUGCUACUCUUACCAGUCCAUACUACUUACAACUCCAUCACAUCCUUCUCCAUCUCUCUCUCCCUCCAACCUUCUCCAUCUCUCUCUCUCUCUCUCCCUCUAACCUUCUCCUUCCCCAUCUCUCUCUCCCUCUAACCUUCUCCUUCCCCAUCUCACUCUCUCUC
Oncorhynchus mykiss (rainbow trout) is the source of this 2654-nucleotide messenger RNA. The record is from RefSeq and is a predicted model, not a curated record. NCBI's taxonomy places the organism in Eukaryota, Metazoa, Chordata, Actinopteri, Salmoniformes, Salmonidae.